AUGGUCAGGCAUAUGUCUACACAUCAAGAUGUCUCUGAUCACAAAUUCAGUUGUCCGCAUUGCAACGCGACUCUUCGAGAAAAGAGGUCCUUGGAUUACCAUAUAGAAAAAAAACAUCCAGAGUUUGUUGAAUCUGUCGAACGAAAUAUAUAUGAAUGCCCGAAUUGCCCGUUUAAAACUGCGGUAAAACGGAGACUUGAUGAGCACCUACUGGUGCACUCUGACUCAGACCCUACGUGUAAACAUUGUAAGGCGACUUUUAAAAGUAAAAGAGCAUUACAAGACCACAUAGUGAAAAAACACCCAGAGUUCAUAUCGUCAGUGACUAAAGAGAUACUUGAAUGUUCAUGUUGCCCGUAUAAAACCAUCGACAAGCACAAGCUCGAGACACAUUUGGCAAAACAUCCUGGCGCUAUUUCUAAUAUAAAAUUGAUUAAAUGUGAAUAUUGCGAUGAUAAAUUCCGGAAGAACACAAGAUUGGGUAGUCAUAUAAUACAAAAACACCCUGAGCAUAUAAGUGCGAUUACUUGUAAGAUACACGAAUGUCCGGUCAAAACUUGUAAGUAUAUAACAACGAAUAAAACCAAUAUAGUCAGGCACAUGUCGUCACAUCCAAAUUACAAACACAGUUCGUGUAAGUAUAGAACAAGAAACACCAAUAUCGCCACGCGUCAAGGUGUCUCUAAUAACAAAUUCGGUUGUCCACAUUGCAACGAGACUUUUAGAGAACGAAAGGCGUUGGAUGAUCAUAUAGUAAGAAAACAUCCAAAAUUUGUUGAACAAACCGUAUAUUAUGAAUGCCCAGAUUGUCCAUACAAAACUAUCGAGAAGAGCAGUGAGGGACUGCGAAAAAACUGGGAGAAAGGACUAGGCGUUGGAGAUACGGAAGCAGAUAAGAGAGAAUCAUUCAUAUGUUACAAUUGUUGCUUUACAGCCCUUACCAAACAAACUUUAAUCAAACACAUCAAAGCCGGAAAUUGUAAUUUGGACCCGCAUGUUAACAAAUCUUUAAACACACAUGCGAAUGCCCAUACAGCAAAUUUAUACGUUUGUAAACAAUGUAGUAUAAAAUUCAGUAAGAAAACGAAUUUAGACAGUCAUGUAGUUAAACAACAUCCAGAGAUCAUCCCGACACUUUCUUGCAAAGUAUAUGAAUGUAAAGUUUGUGAUUAUAAAAGUCGCCGAAAAUCUAACUUCCAAAGACAUAUGUUGACACAUCCUGAUCCUUCCGCAUCAAACAGUGCCCCGCAUACUUGUUCAGAAUGUACAUUCAAAACAAGCGACGUAAUUGUUUUGCGUAAACAUAUGCUGAAAGAACACCAUCGUUUAUCAUCUAAUUAUAAAAGAAGCGCGAAGUGCAAAUACUGCAGUGCUGUAUUCCGGAAUAAUACAAAUUUAGGCGGUCAUAUAUUGAGAAAACACCCGGAGCAUAUAUCUGAAGUUACUUGUAAGAUACAUGAAUGUCCAGUCCCACCUUGCAAGUAUAGAACAACAGAAAGUAGGCAUAUGGUCAGGCAUAUGUCGACGCAUCAAGAUGUCUCUGAUCACAAAUUCAGUUGCCCACAUUGCAACGCGACUUUCAGAGAAACCAGGACGUUGGAUGAUCAUAUAGUCAAGAAACAUCCAGAGUUUGUUGAAUCGGUUAAACGAAGUAUAUACGAAUGCCCAAAUUGCCCGUAUAAAACUGUUGUAAAACAGAGACUUGAGGAGCAUCUCCUGGUGCAUUCUGACACAGUCCCUAUGUUGAUUCUCAAUACAUGUACACAUUGCAAAGCGACUUUCAAGAGGGGGAGAGCAUUAGAAGAUCACAUAGUGAAAAAACACCCGGAGUUCAUAUCGUCGGUGACGAGAGAGGUACAUCAGUGUCCGUGUUGUUCAUACAGGACUAUCGACAAGCACAAGCUCGAAACACAUUUGGUGAAACAUCCUGAUGCCGUUUCCAGGAUAAAAUUGAUUAAGUGUGAAUAUUGCAAUGACGUAUUUCGGAAGAACACAAGAUUAGGCAGUCAUAUAAUACAAAAACACCCCGAGCAUAUAAAUGCGAUUACUUGUAAGAUACAUGAAUGUCCACUCCCAAGUUGUAAGUAUAUAACAACGAAUAAAACCAAUAUUGUCAAGCAUAUGUCGUCGCAUCCGAAUAUCUCUAAAUUCAAACUAAGUUCAGGUUCCACAGAUACAACAACAACAAACGCCAAUAUAGUAAUGCAUAAGUCGACACAGCAAGAUAUCUCUAAUCACAAAUUCAGUUGUCCACAUUGCAGCGAAACUUUCAGAGAAAGAAAGGCGUUGGACGAUCAUAUAGUAAAAAAACAUCCAGAAUCUGUUGAACAAACCGUAUAUUACGAAUGCCCCAAUUGCCCAUACAAAACCAUCGAGAAUAGCAAGUUCGACAGUCAUAUACUGACACAUCUUAAAUCUGACGAUGAUGCACUUUGUUGUGCAAAAUGUGCAUUCAAAGCAAGAGACAUAAGUAUUUUGCGCACGCACAUGCGAAAACAUUCUCGUUCGUCAUCUAAAAAUAAAAGAAACGCGGAGUGCAGACAUUGCGAUGCUGUAUUUCGGAAUAACUCAAAUUUAGGCGGGCAUAUAUUGCUGAAACACCCUGAGCAUAUAUCUGAAGUUACUUGCAAGAUACACGAAUGUCCAGUCUCGACUUGUCCCUACAAAACGACAACAAAAAACAAUUUGGUCAAGCACAUGUCGACGCAUCCAGAUGUCUCUAAUUACAAAGUCAGCUUAUGCCCAGUCCCAACUUGUAAUUACAGAACAACAGCAAAACACUAUAUGGUCAGUCACAUGAAAACGCACCAAGACGAGAAAUCAAGAUUAUGCGUACAUUGCAACGCGAUUUUUAAACAAAGCAAAUCGUUAGAUGAUCAUGUAUUGAAAAAGCACCCUGAGUUUAUUGAUACGAUUAAAAGAACUAUAUAUGAUUGCCCGAAUUGCUCGUAUAGAACUGUAUUCAAACAAGGGCUGGAUCAGCACUUGUUGGUACAUCCUGACGCAGUUUCUAACCGUAUUCUCGACACGUGUAUACAUUGCGAAAAGACAUUUAAAAAGGCGAAGACGUUAGAAGACCACAUAGUAAAAAAGCACCCGGAAUUCAUAUCGACGGUGACAAGAAAUGAGGGACUGCGAAAAUACUGGGAGAAAGGACUAGACGUUGGAUAUACGGAAGCAGAUGAGGGAGGAUCAUUCAUAUGCUAUAAUUGUGGCUAUACAGCCCAUAAUAAACACACUUUAAUGAAACACAUCAAAGUCGACAAUUGUAAUUUGAAUACCGAUUCUAUCGCAUUCACAAUAGCUGAUCCGGGAAACGUGUACGUUUGUACACAAUGCAGUAAAGAAUUCGCUAAGAAAAUGAAUUUAGACAAUCAUGUAGUUAAAGAGCAUCCAGAGAUCAUUCCGACGCUUUCUUGCAAAAUAUACGAAUGUAAUGUUUGCGAUUAUAAAACGAUCCGGACGUAUGACUUCAACAGACAUAUAUCGACACAUCCAGAUGCUUCUGUAUCAAACAGUAGCGAACAUACUUGUUCAGAAUGUACAUUCAAAACAAGCGACAUAAGUAUUUUGAACGAUCAUUUGCGAAAAACACACGCUCGUUCACAAUCUAAAGUAGCUAUGAAAUGUAUGCAUUGCAACGCUACAUUUCUAAAAAAGAUAAAUUUAGACGCUCAUAUAUUGAACAAACACCCUGAAUAUACAUCGACAGUUGCUCGUAAGAUCCACGAAUGUCAAAUCACAAAUUGUAAGUAUAGAACAACGAUAAAAACCAAUUUGUUCAGUCAUAUGAAAACACACCAAGAUGACAAAAGUGUAUGUGCGCAUUGCAACGCUACAUUUAAACAAAGACGGUCACUGGAUGACCACAUAGUAAAAAAACACCCAGAGUUUGUUCAAUUUGUCGGACGCAUCAUAUUUGAAUGCCCAAAUUGCCCAUAUAAAACUGUUUCAAAACACAAGCUGGAUGAGCAUGCAAUCGUGCAUUCUGAGACAGCCUCGACAAAAGGAUCGUAUAAAUGUAUCCAUUGUGAUGCGAUAGUGAGACGAGAGAGGACAUUGGAGGAUCACAUAGUGAGAAAACAUCCGGAAUUCAUAUCGUCAGUGACGAGAAAGAUACUUAAAUGUCCGAAAUGCCCAUAUAAAACUGUCGGGAAGAACAAUCUAGACAAACAUGUGUUGAUACAUCCCGAUAUGUCUGCAUCGAACAGCGGCACGCACACUUGCGCAAAAUGCGCAUUCCAAACCAGCGACAUGAAUGUUUUACGCACGCACGUGCGAAAACAACACCCUCGCUUGUCAACGAAAAAUAAAAGAAGUGCUCAGUGCAAACAUUGCCAUGCUAUAUUUCGAAAUAACUCAAAUUUAGGCGGGCAUAUAUUGGUGAAACACCCAGAGCAUAUUUCUGAAAUUACUUGUAAGAUACACGAAUGUCCGGUCUCGACUUGCAACUAUAGAACGACAACAAAGAACAAUCUGGUCAAGCAUAUGUCGACGCAUCCAGACGUCUCUAAUUACGAAGUCAAUAUAUGUCCGGUCGCUACUUGUAAUUAUAGAACGACAGCAAAACACUAUAUGGCCAGUCAUAUGAAAACGCACCAAGAUGACAAAUGCAGUUUAUGCGCACAUUGCAACGCGACUUUCAAACGAAAAGUAUCGCUAGAUGAUCAUAUAUUGAAAAAACACCAAGAGUUUGCUGAUUCGAUCAAAAGGACCAUAUACGAAUGCCCAAAUUGUCCGUAUAAAACUGUUUUAAAACAAGGAAUUGAUCAGCAUCGACUGGUGCAUCCUGACACAGUUUCUAAGCGCGUGCUCAAUACGUGUAUACAUUGCGAGGCGACCUUCAAAAAGCAAAGGACGUUAGAGGAUCACAUUGUGAAAAAACAUCCAGAAUUCAUAUCUGCUUCGAAAGAGAAAUACUGGGAAAGCGGACUAGGUAAGGCACCUAGAAGGGUAAAGGGCAAAAUAUUAACUUGCUAUAAUUGUAACCAUACAACUAACAAUAAAAGAAGCUUGAGAUGUCACAUUACAAAAAAUUGCACUUUGAAUACCGGUUGGAAGAAGUCGUUUAUGUCGACGAUUAACACAGAUCCUUCUACUGCCACACUCUACCAAUGUCCGGAUUGCACGUAUAGGACUACCGAAAAAAUCACUUUGGAUAAACAUAUUGUGCAACAUCCUAACGCAGCAUCUCGAUACAACAGAGCUCUGAUGGUGUGCGUACAUUGUAACCGGACUUUCAAAAAGAAACCGGCAUUAGACGAUCAUAUACUAAAAAAACAUCCAGAUUUUAUUGGGUCAAUAACCUCGAAAAUAUACCAGUGUCCGAAUUGCCCGCAUAGAACUGUCAGCAUGCUUUACCUGAACAGACAUCUGGUGAACCAUCGCCAUCGCGAUAUUAAAACUGUCAACUGUGCACAUUGCGACAUGACAUUCAGUCAUGUCACGACGCUGAAUCACCAUAUCAUAAAGACACAUCCGGAACAUAUAGGCUCAAUCACCGAAAAAAUAUACGAGUGUACGGAGUGCACAUUCAAAACGGGCUACAGAACCCAUUUGAAAAACCACAUGUUUACACACGGCGCUACAGACAACAGAUGCGUGCAUUGCAAUAAAUAUUUGCAAUCGAAACGCACUCUGGAGGGUCAUAUAGUGAGAAAACAUCCGGAGUUUAUCGAAACGGUAAAAAGAAAAACGUACGAAUGCCCAAAUUGCACGUAUAAAGGUAUCGACAAUGGCGAGUACGAGAAACAUAUACUGAAACACUACGGCGUUAAGUCCGCGCCAAUUUUUAUGUGUAUACAUUGCAACGAUACUUUCCUAGACAAAUUUUGUCUAGACGAGCACAUAAUCAGAAAGCAUCCGGAACACACGGCGUCCCUCAAACGAAAAAUACAUCAGUGCGCAUACUGUUCCUAUAAAACGGCUAGAAAAUUUGCUCUAAACAAACAUCUAUUGUCCGAUUGCGUCGGAGCCAAAAAAAAUACGUCUGAUAAUACUUGUCUACAUUGCGAAGCUACAUUUCCCGAUAACGUAGCGUUAAACGAUCACAUAAUAAAAGAUCAUCCCAAUUAUGUAACCGCAUCCUCAAUUACCAGCAAUGUAUACAAAUGUACAGAAUGCUCGUAUACAACGCUUACGAAAGCGCACUUGACGCGACAUCUGGCGACACACAGCGCUGCGACUAUCAAGUGUCAACAUUGCGAGGCGCAUUUCAAACAAGAUCGAGCUUUAGACGUGCAUAUUGUAAAAGAUCAUCCGGAGUUUAUUUCAUCGGUUACAAAAUUAUACAGUUGUUCGGAAUGCGCGUAUACGACGCUUAAAAAGGGCCAAUUGAACAGACAUUCGGCGACGCACAGUGCUGCGGCUAUCAAGUGUGACCAUUGCGGGGCGAAUUUUAAACAAGACCGGAAUUUGGAAGCGCAUAUCGUUAAAAAUCAUCCUGAGUUUAUUUCGUCGGUGAAAAGAAAAGUGUAUCAUUGCGAUAGCUGCAGUUAUAAAACGAUUGAAAAAUUGAUGACAGCAAGAAACGCUCGAUGA
This is a messenger RNA of Acanthoscelides obtectus, 6540 nucleotides long. The record is from the annotation of a GenBank genome assembly. Lineage: Eukaryota; Metazoa; Arthropoda; Insecta; Coleoptera; Chrysomelidae.